AUGAGGGUUGGAAGCUGGGCGUCGCCGCGACGGCAGAUGCAAUCGGACGCGUGCCAGAAAUUGCCUUUCAAGUGGCUACCGGCGAUGAAGCCGCGCGGUGUAGUCCCACCCUAGAUGCGUUUCGGAAGGUAAUCAGGUGGUUAAGGACUCCGCCUUUCCCAAGGGAAAAACCUCCCACUUUGCUCAAGGCGGACCGUCGUGCACGUCGCUUCGGCUUCAUUCCAUUUCGACUCUCAUACUGUCUGCGGCAAGUCGAGUAAUUGCCCAGAGUUCCGACAUAAAAGGACAACGUUAAGUCGGCUCCGAGAAUGCCUUUCAAUCAAAUGAGCUCUGUUUUGUAAUUGCUGGGAGGAAGACGAGACGAGCGUGUUUCGUUUUUAAGGAAUCAGUGAGAAAGAAGUUGCGAUUGACUAUUUUUUUCUUCGAGGGAUCACAUUAUGUUCUAUGAUUUUCUCCUAAAAUCUGUCUUAUUUUUUUAAAUGGUAAUAAAACAUGUGCUAAUAGAAGUAUAUAAGUCAUAUAUAUAUUUUUUUUUUCUCGUAGAGAUAUUCUCAUAUUUAUUCAUUUCAUAUUUUAAAAAAAAACCAUUUAUUGCAUCUCCAAUUAAAAUUCCUGCAGUUGAUAACACGUGCAAUUGUAUCCUGAUUAAUCUGAAAUCUAAAAAAAGCUUCAUCUGAGCCGUAGAACUCAUGGUAUUUAUUUUUUUAAAAUAUCAUAAAAAAAGAUGCUUUCCGAAGGUUGAUAACAGAAAUCUGAGCUUUCCGUGAAAAAUGGCUAGCGAUGACGUUAUAGGCUUUUAGUUCGCAUUCAGGUUCUCCUUAAUCUCUUUGGAUAAUCGUGGAAAUCUCUUCAAAAUUAGCUUGACUUUCUGAUAUAUCCAUAUUAUUUGUGUACAUUCGGGUAGUAUUCCAACUUCAACUUUCUGAUUUGGGCUAAGAAAGCUUCACAAGUAAGCUGCCGGAUGGAAUACUGGUGAACAACUUAUAUUUCAUCGCGCAUCUCAUUUAUUAAUUGAUUCUAUCUCAAUUAAAUAGUCAGUUUGCAAGAGAAUAAUUACGAUAAGUUCACAAUCAUGAAGCAGGAAUCAUCAGCCAGAUAAAGAGGACGAGAGAGAAAAAAAAAAGGAGGGAAUUGGCUUUUUAUUCCUCAUUCGCUAGACUAUUCCUCAAAAAUUCAAUAAUCAAGAUAGUAUACUAAUUUUUUUUGCUGGAGUUUCAUGAAUAUUUUUUGAUAUUUAGACCACAAAGGAUCAAGCUUUUCAAUGAAAGCUUCAAUGCGGUAGCUUUUCUGUAUUCCCACUUUUUAAAUCUUAACCACAUCACUGUUUGCAUUUGGUGUUCUUCAACUUCCCUUUCUGACAGUUCCGUUCUGCGCAAACACAUUCAUCAGUCACAAUCCAAUCGUGAAACCGAAGAAUAACAACGUGAACGAAAUUUUUAUUUCAUUGAACCUCGGCUAAAAAUUAGGUACGAGGGAGAAACACAGUGAGCAGGCUGACAAGGAAUGUGCGCUCCAUCGCUUAUUACAACAUUUACUGGGGGCUAGAAGGAAUCCCCUCCUAACGUUUUUUCUGUUUCAUUUGAAGAAAAUCAAGUCCUUGUUAUUAGUUUUUCUGUCUCUUUUGCUGUCUGUUUUUUGAAAAAAAAUUUCAUUGAAAAUUUUCAGGAAUGCGAAAGCCGAGCUCCUACUUUGGGCAAUCUCUCGAAAUCACGGUUGGUGUUAUUUUUAUUUUGCCUUAUUAGAAAUUAUUUCUCUGUUUUGAGUUCAUAUAGAAGUGACCUUCUCGAUUUGAAAAAAAUUUUUUUAGAGUUUUUUUCUUUCAUUCUUUGAUUUUUAGGGACUUCAUUAAACAGAUUAUUAAAAGAAAAUCGAUAAAACCUAAGUUUGUUUCGGAUUGAUUGUGAGAACACAUAGGAUAUAUGGGGGAGUGGAUAGGCGUAUUUUGUGCUUUUAUUCAGAAGUUUGUGAAUAAUAUCCAAGUAUAAACGUUUCUUCUUGCGAUUUCUAUUCUUAUUGACAUUCUUGAAUUGUUUCGCUACGUCCAUAGCAGCUGUUUGGGCUCUACGAAGUAGCUGCAUCCAACAUGAUUAAUUAUUGGCCUUCAUCUGUUCAAGAUUCCGAUAUAAUUGCGGUAAAACGAAAACUGAGAAAUCAGUUUUCUAAACAAAUUAAAAAUAAAACGUAAAAUAAAAAACGGGUUUUUUGAAAAAGCAGCUGUGAAUAAAACGUAUGGCUUUUUAUCAGUUGAAUAUCGGAAAAGAGAUUUUUUGCUUCCAAUAUGAGAGUCACUGUGUUGGAGGAGUGCGGAGAGUUUUGUGGCUGGGAGGCCUACCUGAAUGAAACGGCGUCCUCCGCGGCGCCCGCAUCGUCCUUCCAUCAGUCGCGCGAGCCGCCGACUAACCAGUUCCGCGUCGGUUUCAGGCUCUCGUGUCGUCAUCCAAACAGUUAGUUUUCUUUUUGCUGAGCGAACAAUUCAGUGUAUCUCAGAAGCUGUUGGAGAUUGCUUGGCCACUAUCUCUUCUGUCGAAAAGGUUCCGUCUUUUUUCAGCUUGCGGCUCGAAUAAAUUUCGCUCUGAAUGUUUUUGUCCAAGAAGAAACAGUUAAUUCUUCUCUAACGUUGGCGGCUAUUUCGAAAGCCCCUCCUUCUUUCAGAGAUCUUCAAAACUAGAAGAGUUUUUUGAAAAAUUUCGAGCAAUCUCAUAAGAAAGGAUUUUUUUCAGAUAGCUGAUCAAUCUCAUAAUAUAAAGAACCAGUUAUAAAAAUUAACCAUUAAGUAUUGAAACAAAAAUGGUCUGAUCUUUUUUCAACCUCAGGUUUGGAUCGUCGUUGAAGUCGAUCAGUUCAUCCCAAACUCACCAAAAUCCCUGCGUUUUGUGGUCGAUGAUCCAGCGCUGCAGCCCAUAGAGUUUUUUGUCAUUUUUAUAUUUUUCCAACAAAUAUUACAGGCUGCCUGUUUCAAAAUCAUCGCCGAAGAAUCCUCGCCAUUUGAAUCACAGAGAAAAGUUUUCAUUUUCUCUUUUCAAUUCAUUUUUGAUGAAUUUUAAGCUCUUCACCCGAGUUUUUCGCACCAAAAAGCUGGUUCAAUCAGGUCUGUUUUUGUUCAAAAAUUGGUUACUUGACUUUUUUUUCGCUUACUCUAGAAUCAACUCAAAAUUUUUUGUGAAAUAAUUAUCAUUGCUUGGAGAUUUUAGAUAGUAGUGAACCGGCCAAAAAGUAAUUUGUUCGAAGUCGGUCAGAAGUUGGAAGUGGCUUCUCUGAAACGUACCGAGUUUAAGACUUUCCCGGCAACUAUUGUCGCUGUUCAUGGGGUUAGUUUUAUCUUUAAGUCAUACAUGUUUAGUCUAAUACGAAAAAUCGAUAGUAGUACAAAAAGUUCACAUUUCUACAAUUAGGACAAUUCAAAAAAUCUUUUCGUUUCAUUUCACGAUCAUUUUCAAAGUCGCUUUGAAAAAAAUUAAAAAGUGCGAUCGACACAGUUGAUAGUUCUACUUUCUUACUUUUCAAAUAUUGAAAAAGUGUGUUCAGUAUUAGGGAUAUUACCAAUUUCGGAAAGAUUUAAGCAGUUUCUUAAAGGCAUAGGGGCAGAAAAAAAAAACGGGGUUUGAGGUGAAAGCAGUUCCCUGUAGAGUAUUUCAUUGCGAAUCGAACGGUCAACUCAAAAUAGCACAGAUAUGAGAACGGGAUUUUAUUUUCCCGCCUUUUAAUUUCGAAAUAUGCUUUGGAUCGGUGUGGGGGAAACACUUUACAGUAGCCUUGCGCGCCAUGUUGCGAACGUGUCAAUAGACUCGCAUUUUGUAAGAAAAAACUGAAUAUCUGCUUCAAAGUAAGGAUUUUUUCUCUGAGAAAACAUUUAUUCAAACAAAAAACACACAACGAUGAUGAAGGAAACGCAAAAUAUCACUAUCCCAAUCGAAAACUGUGUAAAAUCGUAUUUUUCCCCCAGAAAAGCGUUUUGCGAUCAAAAUUUGCAAGUUUUUUUUAAUAAAUAGAGAGCUUACACGACGAAAAGAACUUUGGUGAGAACAGGAAAAAUUGGAAUCUGAAAGAAACGAAGAAAAAAGCGAAAAUUCGAAAAAUGGCAAAGUUUGUUGUCCAUAGAGCAACUUUACUGCAAAACGCUCUUUUAGCGGGAAUUCAAACUUUUUUCUCUCUAACUUUGAGUAAUGGCAAAUUUGUCUCAAACCCUAUUUUUUUCACUGUUCCUAUGCCUUUAAGACUUGCCUCGGUUUUCAAGGAGUCGAAUUCCUACAUGGCCUGUUUAUUUGAUGUGUACUUACAAAAGGAAAAAAAGAAAAUGGGUCUUGUCCGCCUUUGUCUGUGAAAGCCACACAAAGACUUUGUGCCCGUAAGGAAAAACGAAAAAGAUUUUUCGUUAUUUCAGGACAAUAUUACGAUACAUUUUGAUGGCUUGUCUUCCAAACACGACUUUCAGGUUUCUUUUCUGCCUUUUUUUUAUCUCUUUUCUCUAUCGAAUCUUAGGUCCCUUACUAUUCGAAAGACAUUUUCCCAGCUGGCUAUUCCAGUAAGGCAGGGAUUUUUAUUCAAUCGGUCGCACAAAACCGUUCGUUUUUUUUUCUGCCUCACUUUUUUUAGAUUUUCUUUUAAUUGAUUGAAUUUACUUUGAGAUUUGUCACUAACAAAACGUGCCAUUCCUCUGGCUCGUGAUUUUCGAGUUCUUCGAGGAUUUGUCUCGGAAAGCGUGAGUGAUAACAAAAUUAUGACUUUUUUUCGCAUUUCAAACGUCUUUUAAUAACGAAUUUUCAGGAUAGCGAAGAAAAUAUCCCGGAAGAAGUAUCACGGCAAAUUUCUGAUGUUAGUUUUUUUGAUUGGAAAACUGAAAUUUUUUCUUAAGUCUGAAAAAUCGCACUUUUUUGUGAAGAUUUCGGAUCGUUUCUUUUUGAUGUAUCUUUAAUUUUGAUCACCUUUUUCAAUGAUAUUUUUACGUGGAGUUUUUAUGGGUUGAGGACGAUGAACAAUAUGACGUCGAUGUGGCCCAAAAAGAAGAAAGAAGACGUGGAAGCAUCUCAUCGAACGAUUCGACAGACAGCGUUGAGUCUAUGCCCCUGGAGGAGGUACUUGGAAAACCGACGGAGCAAGAAAUGAGCAGAUCACGCAAGAGGCCGCGGUCCAGAGGUGAAUACUUCAAACUUGAAAAGACCUUCAUUUAUACAAUAAAGCUUCCUGUUUCAUAAUAAAACUCAGGGUUAUUGAAAUACAGAAAAAAUUUUUUCAAGCGUGAAAUAUUUUCAAAUUCAUAGACUCUGAUGACUCUUCGAUUGUGUCUUGUGGCGCGCACGUGGAGAUUUCUGACGUAAGUUUUUUUUUUCCAUACAUUUCUAUCUUUGCAGAAUAUAGCUCAAUUUCCGACUUAAACAAGGAAGAUUGAGUUUCAUGCUUUUUGGAUUUUUUUUUCUUGUUUAACGGUGAUCAGAAUGAUCAUCUUAUAGUUUGUUCAAGUUUUGAAUGUCAACCAGCUAACUCCGCCCCUACUGAGACGGUACCUUUUCGCGUCGAUUUUUUACCGCGCGAGACGAUUUUGUUCUUUUUUGUCCUAAAAGAUAAAAAAAUGAAGAGAAGUCUGCUUGACAUUCAAAAUCUGAACAGACUAUAUUAUAACUAGACCUCAUAUCAAAAGCUUGAGCGUCAGAAAGAAAGAAAAAUUACUUUUGUGAAAAAUCUCAAGUCCAGAUAUAUAUCGCUGAUGAAUUUCGUUCUAAAGUUCAGAGGGUAAUUGAACUAAGUAGCUUGUAUCACUGAUAGCGGAAUUAUUUUUUUUGCUUUCUCAUUGAAUAAUUUUGGAGGUGUCGAAUAAUCUCAAUGCCGUUUCUGAAGUCGUUGAGCAAUUAACUGGCUUCGAUUGGGUAAAAAAUAUCCUCAGUUAUCUUUUUAUAUCAUUUUAUUAUCAGCAGUGCCCGUCAUCAAGCAUGGAGCUGACAGAGAGUUUCGAAGAGUCAAGUGAGUAUAUAUUUUCUUUGGGGUUUUUUUUAUAUCCCUCCAUUUACAGCUGUCAAUGUAAUUGUAAACAAAACGCGUAACAUCAUACCGUGCAAUUUUUCUUUUGAAGAGGUUUUUAAGAAAAAAAAUGUUUCUCUGAUAAAUUCAAUCCAUUAUUGAGGUUUGUCGGAACUUUAAAGACGAAUAUGUGUCUUAUCCGUUGACGACGGUAUACCAUGAACUGAUGAUGGGCCUGGCCAGGUCCACCUUGGAUCCUGAGCUAUUCGUCGAGGUCAUUCCACCGACUCAAUCCAGACUUGUUUCAAUUUGUGGUUUGGUUAUACUAUUCGCUUUUCAGAAGUUCUUUGAAAUUAUUGAUCUCUAUUUGUACGGAUUCUAAAUUUUUUUAUUUAUAGAAUCGGAUGGAUUCAUACAUUUUUAUUGCUUCAGGAAACACUAACUAGGGAAUUACUCGGACUCGGGUACGCGUUUCGAGUUGAAACUUUGGUGGCUUAUAGACCCUGGUAAGAGUACUUGGAAACAAGAGAGAAUAUCUGCUGAACCCCAUAGGCUUCUGAGAAAAAGCUUUUUGAAAAUGAACAGUUUAGGCUUGAAAAUUAUCAAAUUUUUGCUUUCCUCCUUCUUUUGGCUGGAAAAAAGUUUUUUAGAGAUUAUCAUAGCCGGAUCAUUCAAGGCGAUUGUAUUAAAAAUAUAAAAAUAAGGUAAAAAGCAGUAUUCUGAAAAUUUUUCAGGCCUAAUUUCACAUUUUCUACUAAUUUUUUCUCAGUUCUCUAUUGGGUUUAGCAGAUAUUCUCACUUGUUUUUAAGUAUUCUCACUUACGUCUAUAAACCACUAAAGUUUGAGCUCGAUCCGCGAUUACGAGUCCGAGUAGUUCCCUAGUAAGAAGUAAAAAAAUGUUUUUAGAAAAAAACAAAUGAACUUCCAGUAAUCAUGAAAAAAAUCGGAAGACGCGUGUUGUUCAUCUGCCGCCUGUCAAAAACGCCCAACAACUCCACGAUUCCCUCAACCAAAUUUGCCUGAAGGUAAUUUUUUCAACUUUUAAAUAGCAAAGUUGUUUCAGAUGAACUUCAAGUCUACAAUUUUUCACUGUUAUUGAUCCAGAUGUGAGUUACAUUUUUUUAAGGUCUUUUAUAUCCACACUACCUCUCUCUAUAUUUUAGGUUUAAACUUGAAUAUAUCAAUUUUGGACAUUUGAAACUUCUUCGUUCAUUUUUAUGUCAUUAAAAAAAUUUUACAACACUUAUCAGUAUUCAUCAAAAUUUGUCAUCUUCACCGUGGGUAAAGAGAGGUUAUUAAACUUUAAGUAUAUUAAAAAGAGUUCAUCUUUCGAAAUUUGAAAAUUUAUUUUUCAGAAGAGACUGCACGAAACCAGAGCGCGUAAGUUCGAGUUAUUAUCCAUCUUUAUCUAUCGGUUUGAGGGGAGAUGUGGUUCUCUAAAAUGAGCGUUGAAAGGUUGAUCACCAUUUUGUUCUCCAAUGGCAAACUUACAAUUGAAGAAGUAAAAACUUUGAAAAAAAAUGUGAGUUUCGAAAAAAAAUUUAUGAAAUUUUUUACGGUUUAUCUUUCAACAAGCAAAAAAUUUCGUGGACUUUGAGAGACUUUAUUCUCAAUAAAAGUUCGAAAUAACGGGCUUAUCGAGUUUUUUUUUUCCAGGCAUUGCAACAUUAUGAAAAAUUCAGGAGAUUGAUGGACAAGCCGUCUUGCAAAUGAGUACGGAGGACAUCCAAGAGCUUAGCGGUGACCAAGAAAUAGUGGCGAAAAGAGUAAGUACUUCGCCUGUUCGAAGUCAUGAAAAAGUUAAUUUAGUUGAUAGAGGCGUUUGACUUUGUGAGAAGAACUUGCGACAUGGAACGGAGCGACUGGAUACCCCUCAUAAAGAUCUGA
Messenger RNA from Caenorhabditis auriculariae, 7840 nucleotides. The record is from the annotation of a GenBank genome assembly. Lineage: Eukaryota; Metazoa; Nematoda; Chromadorea; Rhabditida; Rhabditidae.